This is a messenger RNA of Phialemonium atrogriseum, 1471 nucleotides long. RefSeq lists its product as uncharacterized. Gene Ontology annotation, cellular component: membrane. The record is from RefSeq and is a predicted model, not a curated record. Lineage: Eukaryota; Fungi; Ascomycota; Sordariomycetes; Cephalothecales; Cephalothecaceae. Gene Ontology annotation, biological process: retrograde vesicle-mediated transport, Golgi to endoplasmic reticulum. Gene Ontology annotation, molecular function: serine-type endopeptidase activity. The transcript has 2 exons. The coding region runs from base 214 to 1041 and encodes 275 amino acids.
CCUUGCAACACAAAGCUAAACUUGACAGGGCGGUUUCCUCCUCGCCCGCAAGCCCAGGCACAGGAACUGCUGGACAGAUCUCAAGCUCAAUCUCCUUUUCACCUAUGGCAGGAGCAUUUAUUCUCCCGAGCCACUAAAGACGUCGGCGUCGCAAACAGCCAUCUGCCGUCAGCAACCCGCCAUCCAUCAUCCGGUCUUACACAACCCUCGAACAUGUCCUUCACCAAUGCGCCUGUGACGCGCAGCCUGGUCCUUGGACUCGCGGCAACGUCGAUAGCUGCCAACCUCUUCGAUGUCAAGCAUUAUUUCUACAUUCUGGUAGAUCCACAUGUGCUUCGGUAUCACCAGGCAUGGCGAGUCUUGCUCUAUCAGCUUUGUUAUACAAAUUCGUCAGAGGUCCUUUUCGCCGCCAUGACUCUGUACAAUAUGAGGGUGGUUGAGCGCACGUGGGGUUCGAGGAAAUAUGCUUCUUUCAUCCUCACCUCGGCCUGUAUCACAGCCAUUCUCCCGCCCGUCAUCCUCGCUGUCAUGCUCCGUCCUUUGACAUUCGGGGCCUUCAACUACUUGCCAGCAGGUCCCACACCCAUCAUAUUCGCUGUCUUGGCACAGUACCAUGCCAUGAUUCCACACAUCUACAAGUACCGGCUGGCCUUAUCAGCCUCAUCCCCAACUGACGACGAAUCCGCGGGCUUGACCUUUUCUGACAAAUCAUACCGCUAUCUUCUUGCGGUGCAAUUGGCACUGUUCCAAUGGCCGGGCUCCUUGCUCGGUGCUGCGGUGGGCUGGGUUGUGGGAUAUUCAUGGAGGAACGACCUCCUCCCAAGGAUGUUCACUAGCUGGAGGGUUCCCUGGUGGGUCGUCGGCAUCAGGACGCAGAAGAGGAGUGAGGGUUUUGAAGGCCUUCGGAGAAGACUGGAGGGCGAAGACUCGCCAACGGCCACGGCGACGGGAGCUCGGGUUGGAGCCGAAUCUGAUGCAGAUACAGGACGGCGGCGAACGAUGGGGCAACAGAUUAUAGACCAAGUCAGAGGGGCUUUCUGACUGAGCAUAUCCGUACUUUGUGCGGAACGAGUGAUACCGCAGAAGCUAACAAUUGGGCUCGAGCAUUCAAUGGAUGAGCUUUUGUCUUAGUCUCUCCUUAAGGGCGUCCACUAGAUGAUGCUUGUUGACUCCAAAGCAGGCCGCACGACUGGCCACCUCUGUUGGAGUCUUCCCUCGAAGGUACAGGCGAGGAUGAGCGGGCACCAACCUAGUAACCUGUACGAAGUUGUAUGUCGCUGGUUUGAAUGGCACAAGGCAGAACCCAAGCUGGGUAAGGUAGGUUCAGCACUGCUGGCUCAAGCCGUUAACCAGCGCCGGCGCUGAUAUGGCCUCGUAUUCCGUACUUUCUUUCCACUUUCCAUUUUCCAUUUUUCCUUUUCCCCUCAAAAAAAAGAAACAAAAUCUCGAAAUAGUGAACACUAUUAUUGCC